Messenger RNA from Penicillium lagena, 1332 nucleotides. RefSeq lists its product as uncharacterized. The record is from RefSeq and is a predicted model, not a curated record. The transcript is spliced from 4 exons. NCBI's taxonomy places the organism in Eukaryota, Fungi, Ascomycota, Eurotiomycetes, Eurotiales, Aspergillaceae. Bases 1 to 1332 code for a protein of 443 amino acids.
AUGACAGCUGCACCACCGGUGCUGCACCAUGGCCCCGACAGUGGGAUGAACGGUGGCCCGACACAUCUCCAGCACAACCACCCUCGCUACCACCCGAUUGCCAUGAACCCCAACCCGCCUACUCAUCCGCCAAUGCCUCCACCAGAUCAGAUGAUGCAGAACCACCAUUUCCAGCACGAGGAGAUGAACCGUAUGGCAACCCGCAGCCACAUCCUAGCGGUGCGGAAGCGCGAAGAUGAAGAAUUUCGACGAAUGACAGAGAGUGCCGAGGCAGAGGAAGAGGACCUUCGACGCCAACGCAAAAGACUCAAGAGGGAGUCCAUGGGUCUGGGCGUCAACUCUGCGGCCGACUCGCCGCCGCUACGACCUACGCCUCCACGGCGACUAUCAGAAACCAAUGCGGCCACCACCCUGGCAUUUUUCAAGCAGCAAUCCCCGCCAGAACCUCGCCAAACACCACUCCCGUCUUCUUCUACGCCGCACCACCCGAUGGUGCCGGUGCCCCACGAGCCCGUCAAUAGCACGGGCUCCAUCCGGCGCAAGCAAAAAUAUACCAUCAAGAAUGUCGAGGCCUGGGGCGAGCGCCACGGCCGUCCCGCCUCGCACGAUCCCUCCGGCCGCGCGCUGUGGAAGCGUCCCUCGGAUGGGAGUCUCGUCUACCUCACCUGCCCGAUCCAGGGCUGCGGCAAGGCGGACUUCGUCACGUUGCACGGGUUCAUGUGCCAUCUCACUAAGAAACAUAAGGACCGCUCGCUCGGCAGCCAGUCCCGCGCUCUGGAAGUCUGCGGUGUCGUUUUCGAUCCCAGUGCGCCUUUGCCACCGGUUUCGGGAAAGCGUGCUUCCACCGAGGAGAAGAGCCCGCUGGGGUCGACGCCCAUGGAUCAGGAUCAGGACCCCGACGAUCAUGAUCAUGAUCAAGACGAGCAUGAAGAAGAUAUGGACUCCGACGAAGCCGACGAUAUCGACCCGGACUCCUCAGCUUACCGUAUCAAGUCCGAAACGACCGACCGCCGGAUGCCGGACGCACACGAGUCCUCAUCUACCCCAGCCGCAAUGGCCCACACUCCCAAUGGCACCUCCAUCACGCCCCCCAAGCCGCCGGUGCACACCAACGGCUCCUCUGCCAAACAAUCCAUCUCCUCCAUCAUCGACCGCAACCCGGAAAACUCCGCCGAGAACAGAGAGGCAUUGGUCGAUGCCUCGGCGCAGGGUCUUUCCCCCUCCGCGCCGGAGUCUGCGGUACCGCUGAAGCGGAAGUAUGAGUUUUCGCCCCCGGCUGCGGAGAAGGAAAACGCUGAACCGCGAAGGGAGGAGAGGGCUCGUGUUGUGUGA